GAUGACUCUUCUGAAAGGGAAAACCAUGAAAAAGAGGAAGAAGAAUAUUGGCAACUUUGUGUAGCUGCACAUACUUGCGGUGUUAGUGUUUAUCAGUCAAUAUAUGGUGAAAAAAUACCGUGCAUGACCUCAUCAUUUACUGGAAAUGCAUGGUUGAGAGAGUUGAUGGAUAUAGAUGCUAAUCCAGAAAGGUUUUAUCAAAUGUUUAGAAUGGAUAGAAUUGUGUUUAAUAAUUUAAUGAAUGAUUUAGUGACACGAUAUGGUUUGAAAGGAACUAGAAAUAUUGAUGUUGUAGAAAUGUUAGGAUUAUUUCUUCAUAUUUUAGGACAUAAUAUAGGUAAUAGGUUAGCACAAGAGCGCUUUCAGCAUUCUGGGAAACCAUAUCCAGGCUAUUUAGCUUAGUUUUGGAUAAAGUAUGUGAAUGGGAGCAAACUUGAUCCAACCAUCCGAUCGACAAUUCAAGGAAGUUCCAAAGAAGAUCAGGAAUAAUACAAGAUUUUUUCCACAAUUUAAGGAUUGUAUUGGAGCUAUAGAUGGUACUCAUAUUCCAGCGGUGGUACCUACAAGUGAGCAGCUUCGUUUUAUUGGUCGAAAAGGAACACCGACGCAAAAUGUGAUGGCAAUGUGUAAUUUUAACAUGGAAUUUACUUACAUGUGGGCCGGUUGGGAGGGAACAGCUCAUGACACUCGUAUCUUUUAUGAAGCUAUCAGGAGACAUGAUUUACAAUUUCCUCAUCCUCCAAAAGGUAAAUAUUAUUUGGUCGAUGCUGGAUAUCCAAAUCCCACAGAUUAUUUGGGGCCAUAUAAAGAAGUUAGAUAUCAUUUACCUGAGUUUCAACAAGGUCCUCAACCGACAGGUUAUAAAGAAGUGUUCAAUCGUGCUCACUCCUCACUACGAUCAGAAAUUGAGCGAGCUUUUGGCGUAUUGAAGAAGAAGUGGAAAAUUUUAAAGGGCAUGCCAAGUUAUCCAUAUACAAAGCAAGUGAAAAUUGUGAUAGCAACGAUGACUUUGCACAAUUAUAUACGAAGAAAUGCCUUGAAUGAUACACAUUUUGCUAUAGUAGAUUUGGAUCCCAAUUUAUAUACAAUUGAUCCUGAUAAUGUAAAUGGGGAGGGUAAUGCUUCAAAUGAUGAUGUAGCAUCUGAUAUGGCAUGUUUACGUGAUCAAAUAGCUAUGCAUUUAUGAAGUAAUU
Messenger RNA from Eucalyptus grandis, 1193 nucleotides. RefSeq lists its product as uncharacterized. Bases 422 to 1186 code for a protein of 254 amino acids. The transcript has 3 exons. Lineage: Eukaryota; Viridiplantae; Streptophyta; Magnoliopsida; Myrtales; Myrtaceae. The record is from RefSeq and is a predicted model, not a curated record.